Messenger RNA from Suillus subaureus, 294 nucleotides. RefSeq names its product NADH dehydrogenase 1 beta subcomplex subunit 3. Gene Ontology annotation, biological process: mitochondrial respiratory chain complex I assembly; electron transport chain. The record is from RefSeq and is a predicted model, not a curated record. Lineage: Eukaryota; Fungi; Basidiomycota; Agaricomycetes; Boletales; Suillaceae. The transcript has 3 exons. Gene Ontology annotation, cellular component: mitochondrion. Bases 75 to 269 code for a protein of 64 amino acids.
CCUGAGUGGACUCGGAAUCACAACUGAACAAGCCGAAAACAAACGGUUUCCUAAUUUCUAACGGUUAUCCAAUUAUGUCCAAUCCACCUUUGUUUCGUGACCCAUGGGCGAAGAGGGAAGCGUGGCGGAAACACCCUGUGUUCACGAACCGUGCCAUGUUUUCUAGCAUGUUUCCAGGGCUUGGAAUCGCACUAGUAGCGUUUACCGCAUAUGUGGUGGUUGAUAAUUUCUACUCCAAAGCGCAACCAGGGGCACAGCAGAAGCACUGAGUUGGUUCGAGUGAUGCUGAAAGGA